UACCGGAUUAAAACCUCAUUUUAAGUAAAAUCUUUCUUUUUAACAAAUGCCUAGAAACAAAUUUCAGAAUCAUAACUGAAGUAGCCAUGAAAGGAAAUGGAAGAAUUAUCUGUCACUACAGUUGGAUAUUUAAAGUCAAAGUAUCUUAAAAUGCCUGAAAACUUCACAGUGAUGUUAGGUUUUGUCAGUGUAGAUGUGCUAUUUAAUUCCCUCUGCAGCACAGUCUCUGCAGGAACACAGCAGCCUGAGGUCAGAUUAAAACAGGAAGCGGCCAGUUGGCCACGUGUGAGCCAGGCUGGAGUUAGGGCUUAAAGACAGAUCAGCGUCGGAGGAUAUAUAAACCAGCUCAAACAAAUAGUCACUCACAUGCAGUACUGUACCUCUCAAGUCAAGUUUUUUUCUUUACUGCAGAGCAUUCAGAAAUAUAAAUCAAUUUGCUACCUAAAUUAGAAGGAACAUCUUAAGAGAAUCGAAGAUCUACACACUGCAAACAGAACACCUGCUCUGCAUCUGCCGCACAUCUCCUUUGUGUUGUGCUCCCCUCUGCAUCAGCAGCCAUGGUACUGGAGGAGAACGAGUGUGACUCUGUCUUUGAGCCCCAAAUCACUGAGGAAAACGUAGAGACUCUGUAUGGGAAAGUCCACUGCAUCAUGACAGGAACUCCGAGGGCAAACCGUCCCGUCAUCCUCACAUUUCAUGAUGUCGGACUGAACCACAAGUCCUGUUUUGAAACACUAUUCAACCACGAGGACAUGCAGGAGAUUAUCAGACAUUUGCCUUUUUGUCACAUUGAAGCACCGGGACAACAUGAGGGAGCCAAAACUCUGCCUGCUGCGUAUACCUACCCGUCCAUGGACCAGCUGUCUGAAGCACUGCCUGCUGUCCUCAAACACUUUGGGUUGCGUAGUGUGAUUGGACUGGGAGUGGGAGCAGGUGCCUACAUCCUGGCUAAAUUCGCUCUCAAUCACCCUGGCCUGGUGGAUGGUUUAGUUUUGAUCAACAUCAACCCCAAUGCUGAAGGACUAAUAGACAGUGUUACAAACAAGAUCACUGAAUGGACACACACUGUCCCGGACAAAGUCAUCACACACUUAUUUGGAAAGGACGAGAUUGAGACCAACCACGACCUCAUCGCUACCUACCGUCACCACAUCACAACGACCAUGAACCAGUCCAACGUCAGCCAGUUCCUGCGCUCCUACAACAGUCGCGGUGCUCUGGAGGUGGAGAGGCCUGUUCCAGGAGGAAACAUCAACGUCAGGACCCUCAAGUGCUCCACCCUGCUGGUUGUAGGAGAUAAUUCUCCAGCUGUGGAGGCUGUGGUGGACUGCAACUCUAAACUCAACCCCACCAAGACCACACUGCUCAAGAUGGCAGACUGUGGGGGACUUCCUCAGGUGGAUCAGCCAGCCAAAGUGAUUGAAGCCUUCAAAUAUUUCAUCCAGGGCAUGGGAUACUUGUCCGGUGCCAGCAUGACCAGACUGCGGUCACGGACAACCUCCAGCUCCAGCAUCUCAUCCUUUGACGGCUCUCGGAGCCGCGCACACACCAACGACUCGCAGCGUGGCCGAACACACUCACGCGGCACAGAGGAGAAGCGCGGACGCUCACACACUGACAUCUCCAUGGAGAGUAUUUCUAACAGCAACAUGGAUCAGAUCAUCUCAAAGUCCACUGAAGUUGCAUGCUAGAGUGCACUCUGCCCCUGAGCACUUAAAUCCAAUCAUACCUCAUUAUAUCUACUCAGAUAGCUCCCCUCCUCUUCAACUUCAUCUUCAGUCUAUCAUGCCCUUUCAUGUGCACUAUCCUGAGCUGACAGGUCACAUUAUCUCUGUAUCACUUCUGUAUCCUCUCUCUCUCCUUAUUCCUUCAUCAGUUUAACCCCAACCUCAGCUUCGUGCUGUCUGCAUCCUGCUCUAAACUGUUACUGUAUGUCUCUACCUCUGCAUUCUUCUUUAUGUGGUUUUCUCACUGUCCCUGCUCAUGUUCUUGUGUACUUUCCUUUCUUUUCUUCUCUGUCCAGAAUGAGGAAACUGUGAAAGCUGAGUGUGUUCUUUGAAAAUUGAGUCCUUAAGCUACCAUGUGUUUAUGUAAAAGAUGAGUAUUGAUGUAUAAUAAGUGUAAUUAGGAUACUCCCUCUUAAAUACUGGUUGUUCGUAACUGUAGGAAUGUUUGUUGAUUAUAUGCAACUGUGACAGCUGCGUGUUAUUAACUGCAGGAGUGUGUUAUGGACAUAAAUUUUAGAUCAUGUUUUGACUUGGAGUUGCUUACUUAUUAUUUCUGUAAAGAUAUGUUAUAUUCAGCUUAAUCAUUGACAUUGUUAAAAUCACGGAUUGAAAUGGUUAACAUAAUUUAAAAAAGAAAAAAAAUUGUGACAAAAUACUGCUUCUAGCUCUCUGUUGUUUGUAGAUUCACCAUUUACAAGAUCUUUUUUGUUUUUUUUUUAAUAAAAGGAUACUAAGUCUAAGAUACUAAGAGAUAAUAGUGCUGAUUAGUAUGUGAUCAGAACAGAAAAGGUUGUUCAUACUUCAACUGCUGCAGCUCCAACCAAAAUGUCACAUUAAA
Scatophagus argus is the source of this 2565-nucleotide messenger RNA. RefSeq names its product protein NDRG1-like. Lineage: Eukaryota; Metazoa; Chordata; Actinopteri; Scatophagidae. The coding region runs from base 558 to 1691 and encodes 377 amino acids. Gene Ontology annotation, cellular component: cytoplasm. The record is from RefSeq and is a predicted model, not a curated record. The transcript has 12 exons. Gene Ontology annotation, biological process: signal transduction.